GACAACUGUACAUUUGUCAUUUUCUUGUCAAACUUGCUCCGAAGUGCGAAAUCCAUCUCGCCACGCAUUUUGGCAAAUAACUCAUACGAAAUGGCAGAAUCAGCGACGGAGAUCCCUAUAAACAUAGAGGAGGCUGUUAGGGAAACUGUGAAAAAUGUUACAGAAAAGCCGCCGACGAGUAUUGAAGGGAUUGCGAUUGCAUACCUGAGUUUAGUGAUUAUGGCUGUUUUACCUAUAUUCUUUGGGGCUUUCCGAUCUGUAAAAUACUUGAAGGAGCAAAAGGAAUCAGGCGAGCGCACAGAGACGAUGUCCAACAAGGACGCGCUGAUGUUCCCGCUGAUCGCGUCCGCCGCGCUCUUCGGCCUCUACAUAUUCUUCCAGUUCUUCUCCAAGGAGUACAUCAAUCUGCUGCUCACUGGAUACUUCUUCUUCCUAGGAGUACUGGCGCUCAGUCAUCUGCUUAGUCCAGUGAUCUCAUUCAUGGUGCCAGCAUCGAUCCCGAACGUGUCGUACCACAUCCACUUCACGCGCGGUGAGGCCGGCACGCGCUCAGACAUCAUCAACUACAAGUUCACGUCGUACGACAUCAUAUGCCUCAUCAUCUCGCUGGGGAUGGGCGGCUGGUACCUGCUCAAGAAGCACUGGAUAGCUAACAACCUGUUCGGCAUCGCUUUCGCGGUGAACGGCGUGGAGCUCCUGCACCUGAACAACGUGGUGACCGGCUGCAUCCUGCUCAGCGGCCUCUUCAUCUACGACAUCUUCUGGGUCUUUGGCACCAACGUCAUGGUCACCGUCGCCAAGAGCUUCGAAGCGCCUAUUAAAUUGGUAUUCCCUCAAGACUUGCUGGUGAACGGUCUGGACGCGAGCAACUUCGCCAUGUUGGGUCUCGGCGACAUCGUGGUGCCCGGUAUCUUCAUAGCUCUGUUACUGCGCUUCGACAAGAGCCUUAAGCGGAACAGCGAGUUUUACUUCAGGGCGACAUUCACGGCGUACGUAGUAGGACUCCUGGCCACCAUCUUCGUGAUGCACGUGUUCAAGCACGCGCAGCCGGCGCUGCUGUACCUCGUGCCCGCCUGCCUCGCCACGCCGCUGUCGUUAGCUCUGCUGAGGGGUGAUAUUAACGCCUUGUUCAGCUACGAGGACCAGCCAGCGAUAAUAGAAGCGGAAGCGGAAGACACGAGCAAGUCAAAAAAGACUGAAUAGGCGAUCAUUCGGCCACGUCCAGAGCACAAAUACAGCACAGCUACCGUUUAAGUACAUUGACUUGUAGACCACGUGACGUGGACUGUGACGUCACAGUUCAUUUGAUGUAUGUAGUGAGCUCCGUUUACAUUACUAUAUUAAUGGCCAGUUUCACCAGUUAUUGAUACAGUCUCUGAUAGCCUGUCAAGAACUUAUCUACCAGAUAACUGACACUUUAUCGGUAACCAGGGAAAUCGGACCUAAAUGUCUUAACUUGGCAUUCAAAUUCUGAUCCCCGGUUCCUAUAAUAUUUUCUUUUUACAGGAACCGAGAUCGCUAGGUGUCGUAAUCUAAACUCAGCUCUAGGGAUCGUUUAGAAACCGCGCAUUGUUGCUGACUCGCUUUGCUCUCUUACCUCCUUACAGUAUGACCUUCUUAAACUGCUUGGACUGCUAUUUUCCUUUCCGUCCUAAAACGUUUUAUUACUAGUCGAUCAAUAUUUUAUGUAACUAAAAAAACAAGGUACGAUUUCUAAACGUUCCCACAUCAUGUGAUGUUCUAUAAAAAUGUACGUAAAUGUUGCUAUUUGUAAAAAAAAAUGAAAGGGUAAUUUUAAUUUAGACUUCCGACGUAUCUUCCAUUGUGUAGUAAAUUAAACAUGUCGAAAAUAUUCCGACGAUGAUGUCAGGUUGAAUUUGUCUAGUAAUUAUUGUAAAUGUCGUGUCACAAAUUCUAUUGAAAAUAUGCACGGUUGAUAUAAGAUGUAUGGAGAUAAAUUGUUGCAUUUAGUGUUAGCUCCGAAUGUGUUUUUUCAGGCUAAAUUAUGUGAAGAACAAACGCAAAGGUUUUAUUGAGAGCUUACAUUUUUAGGGCUAACUUAUCGUUGUGUUUGGCUCCCGGAGCCAUACUUUAGAUAUUACCCUAACAUCGAACAUUCCAGUACCCUUCCUGACCUCAUCGUUAUCAGCUUUAGAUAUGAUCGGAUGAUGUAACAUGUAUAUUUAUUAAAUUGUUUAAAUUAUAGCAACACUACGUCCAAAUUAAUUUCUAUAUUUUUAUGUUGAAUUAAAUAAUUUUUAUACUAUUUUUCGUUAAGGUAUUUUUUAUGGAAAAAAAAUCAUUUUAUAUGUCUUUGUUUUCUGUGGAACUUAAUAGUAAGUUUUAUAUUUUGUUAACAUCUACUAUGUCAAUGUCAAAAGUUACCGAUGCAAAGUAUUCGCUGAAGAUUUCAUCCGUUUUCUAUAACAUAGUUAUGUUAAGUACAAUAAAUAUAUCAUAUAAACGUGG
This is a messenger RNA of Helicoverpa armigera (cotton bollworm), 2469 nucleotides long. Its product is annotated as minor histocompatibility antigen H13. Gene Ontology annotation, cellular component: cytoplasmic side of endoplasmic reticulum membrane; lumenal side of endoplasmic reticulum membrane; membrane. The transcript is spliced from 7 exons. Bases 91 to 1203 code for a protein of 370 amino acids. The record is from RefSeq and is a predicted model, not a curated record. Gene Ontology annotation, molecular function: aspartic endopeptidase activity, intramembrane cleaving. NCBI's taxonomy places the organism in Eukaryota, Metazoa, Arthropoda, Insecta, Lepidoptera, Noctuidae. Gene Ontology annotation, biological process: membrane protein proteolysis.